AUCAAACACAUUUAGGUAAAGGUUCUCUUUUUUUUUCAUCAAAACUUGCAAACGCUGCCUCUCUAUUCAAACGAGGCAAAAUUUAAUAUGGUAGACAUUGAAGCAAAAGCCUCGAGCAUCUAACAUUUCGAUCCCCAAAUAAUUAAAAAUGGCUCGUGAUGGUAGGUCAAAAGAGAAAACAAAGUUGAAAGGAAAACCAGAAAAGUCUUCAUCAAGACCAAAAAGAAGUGUUUCUCCUAAAAAAACUAAACCUAAAAACAGACCAACAAAAGAUCGAGGUCGUGAUAAAAGGAAACGAAGAGCCUCAAGCUCAUCCAGCAGUGGAUCAUCAUCAAGUUCACGUUCAGGAUCAAGCUCUUCAGGAUCAAGAUCAAGUCGUUCAAGUAGAAGUUCCUCAUCAAGUAGUGGGUCUUCAAGCAGCAGCAGUUCUUCUAGUGAUAGAGGGAAAUCUGCAAAAAAAGUUGACAAAAAAGUUAAACCUAACAGCAAACCAAUCGCUAAACCUGUUGUUUCAAAGCCUAUUGAAGCAGAACAAAAACAAAAAGAGAUUCAAAAGCAAAAAGAAAAGGAAGCUAAAGAAAAGGCAGAAAAAGAAAAGGCUUUGAAAGAACAAGAGGAAAAAGAAAAAAUUGAAAAACAGAAACAGAAAGAACUUGAAGAAAUAAAAAAACUUAAAGAGAGGCAGCAAGCACUUCGUGAUGCUGAUAGUUCUGAUAAUGAUGAGAAAGCGGAAGAACCUAAGGAACAAGAAAUAGAGAAAGAAAAGUUAAAGUUGCAAAAAGUAUUAGAGAAAAAGUCCCCAGAGCCUCCAAAGCCUCCAGCAGAACGUAAAUUACCGCCGCGAAUUUUAAAUCGGAAAGAUAGCAGCGAUGAAAGCAUUUCUCCUAAAAGAGUACCUCAUAGGCGUUCAGCUUCCCUUCGUAAAAGAUCUCCAUCGCCACGCAAACGUAUGAGUCCUAGAAGGCGAUCCCCAAGUCCAGCUCGUCGUAGAUCUCCUAGUCCUGCACGUCGUCGGUCACCGAGUCCUGUCCGUCGUAGGUCACCAAGUCCCGUUCGGCGAAGGUCGCCUAGUCCUGUUCGACGAAGGUCACCCAUACGUAAAAGAAAUGCAUCAGUUGUAAGUGUAGGAUCUCGUUCUCCCUCACCAAGGAGACGAAAGCGAACGCCUACUCCGCCCAAGCCAGUAAAAUUAUGCGUCAGUAAUUUGACGCGAAACGUUAACAAAGAUCACAUUUUAGAAAUUUUUAGUGUGUAUGGACGUGUGAGAUCGAUAGAUCUACCUUUAGAUACAAAGAAUUAUUUGCCACGUGGCCAUGCAUAUGUAGAAUUUGAUAAAACUGAUGACGCUAAAGAUGCAAUCAAACACAUGGACGGUGGUUGGAUUGAUGGACAAGAAGUCACUGCUAAAGAAGUAUUAGCAAUGCCCGAAACAUCACUUAGUGGGAACCGUAAUCGUACUGAUAUGGAUAGGCAAAGGAACAUUCGCAGGCGUUCGCCGCCCCGGUUUAAUCGUCGUCCACCUCCCCGAAGGUCGAGAAGUCCCAGAAGAACAGUCCGUUCUCCGGCUGGACCCGUGGGUAGAAGACGCAGGGGAUCAUUAACAAGUGGCUCUAGUUCUAGAUCACCACCACCAAGGAAAAGGUCUCCGCCAUCGGUUUCAAAACGUCGAAGAUAUAGUAGGUCUACAUCUGAUUCUGAAUAAAUGCAUUCGUUUUGUCAGUUUUUUAUUUGCAAAACUUAGGCGACAUUCAUUUAAAAGUUACUUCGUAUCGAAACAAUGAGAUCCAGUUUGAAAUAUAAAAUGGAUUUCUUACGAGUGAACAUUACGAUAAAAUAAUUUUUAUAUUAAGGAUAUCAUCAGAUCUUUUGUCCAAAAUAUAGAUAUUUUAUUCUGAA
Messenger RNA from Hydra vulgaris (swiftwater hydra), 1896 nucleotides. RefSeq names its product RNA-binding protein with serine-rich domain 1-A. NCBI's taxonomy places the organism in Eukaryota, Metazoa, Cnidaria, Hydrozoa, Anthoathecata, Hydridae. Gene Ontology annotation, cellular component: cytoplasm; ASAP complex; nucleoplasm. The record is from RefSeq and is a predicted model, not a curated record. Gene Ontology annotation, molecular function: RNA binding. Gene Ontology annotation, biological process: mRNA splicing, via spliceosome.